Messenger RNA from Varanus komodoensis (Komodo dragon), 2645 nucleotides. RefSeq names its product NIMA related kinase 4 (gene NEK4). Lineage: Eukaryota; Metazoa; Chordata; Lepidosauria; Squamata; Varanidae. Gene Ontology annotation, biological process: protein phosphorylation. Bases 100 to 2463 code for a protein of 787 amino acids. The record is from RefSeq and is a predicted model, not a curated record. Gene Ontology annotation, molecular function: protein kinase activity; ATP binding. The transcript has 16 exons.
UCUAUGGCACCGGCUGCGGCGUCUCUGCGGCUGGCGGGCGGGGGGCCGCUGUAGCCCCCUCCGCGCUCGGCGGCCUGUUAAGAGCAGGGCCCUGGGAGCAUGCCCCUGGGCGAGUACGCCUUUGUGCGGGCUGUGGGCAAGGGCAGCUACGGGGAGGUGAGCCUGGUGCGGCACCGGCAAGAGAACAAGCAGUAUGUUAUCAAAAGGCUGAAUCUUAAAAAUGCAUCAAGCCGUGAGAGAAAAGCAGCGGAACAAGAGGCCCAGCUGUUGUCCCAGCUGAAGCAUCCUAAUAUAGUUACAUACAGGGAGUCCUGGGAAGGUGAAGAUGGCCUGCUAUAUAUUGUCAUGGGUUUCUGUGAAGGAGGAGACUUGUAUCAUAAAUUGAAGGAGCAGAAAGGACAACUUUUGCCAGAGGUUCAGGUGGUGGAAUGGUUUGUUCAGAUUGCCAUGGCAUUGCAGUAUUUGCAUGAAAAGCACAUUCUUCACAGAGAUCUCAAAACUCAAAAUGUUUUCCUGACACGUUCCAAUAUCAUCAAAGUGGGCGAUCUGGGAAUAGCUAGAGUGUUGGAAAAUCAGUAUGACAUGGCUAGUACACUCAUCGGCACCCCUUACUAUAUGAGUCCUGAAUUAUUCUCUAACAAGCCAUACAAUUAUAAGUCUGAUGUUUGGGCUUUGGGUUGCUGUGCCUAUGAGAUGGCCACACUGAAGCAUGCUUUCAAUGCUAAAGACAUGAAUUCCUUGGUUUAUCGAAUUAUUGAAGGAAAGCUGCCACCAAUGCCAAAAGAUUACAGCAUUCAGCUGAAAGAGCUAAUAAGGACCAUGCUUAGCAAGAAGCCAGAGGAGAGGCCUAGCGUCAGAAGCAUACUGAGGCAGCCAUAUAUCAAGCACCAGAUCUCCAUGUUUUUGGAAGCUACAAGGGCGAAAACAUCCAAAAACAAUAAGAAAAUAUCUGAAUCUAAAUCCCAGAGUGGAAAUAUAAUACCCCAGAAGUUUCCUAAAGAACAUUCAAGAAAAGCUAAAAGGAAUGAAGAUAAAUGUUUAAUCAAUAAUAAAACCUUUGACGUUCCUUCUGAAAACAGAUUGGUACCUGAGCCUGAAAAAAGUACAAACAAGAAUGGUUUGAACAGCGCAAAUGUAUCUAUGGCAACUUUGAGCAAAGUGGACAUAGUUAUCGUUCCAUUAGAAAAGAGCAACUCUAAAAGUGAAGUUGUAAUGGAAGAUAAAAAAUCCAGCAGUUCAAGUAUUUCCAGUGAAGCAGAGUCUGAGAAAGCCCUGAAUGGCCCACAGUAUCAGGUAGAAAGCUUGCAGAAAAACACCAAGCAACACCUGGAAACUGAAAACAUAGAUAUUAAGAAGACAGUUGCUGAGGCCACAGAUGACACUAUAAAACUUCUGCAGCCUCUUUCAGAUGCUCCAAACACAACGGAUGACAGUCUGGAUUCUACUGAGAAACUGCUAGCACCAUUUGUUCCUGUAGAAAUUCUGGAUAAAGCUUGCCAUGGAAGUCGAAGAGAAGUGAAAAAUACAAUUCAGCGUGAGAACACUCCUUGUUUGCAGCCCCAGGAUUCUGUUCACGAGCCUUCCCUGUCACGACAGCGAUGGCAGAAGAAAAGAGAGCAAUAUGAGAUUACAACAUGUGUUUCUCGGCGUCUGCCUUCUCCUCCUGAUAUGGAUGCAAAGACAAGAGAAGACAGCACGGACAAGCAGAAUGCUGCAGUUGCAAGGGGUGUAAACAGAUCUAGGAACAUUGAAGUAGCAGCUGCUAAGGAUCGGCCAUUGUCAGCCCGAGAGAGGAGAAGAUUAAAGCAGUCCUUGGAAGAUAUGCUUCCUUCUGGCCCUGCUGCAAGACGAGCAUCUCACGGUGCAUCAGGAGAAACAAAAUUUCCAGAGGGCGAUGGUCACGUUCAAAGUGCUCAUUUUUCUGCAGAGCCUAGCAUUUAUGUGCAGAAGAGGAACUUAAUUGGCUGCUCUACUGAGGAUGAGCUAAGUUCUUCCACCAGCUCCACAGAGAGAUCAGAUGGAGACUGUAAAGAAGGAAAAGCAAAUGAAAUGAAUGACUUGCUACAGUUGAUGACACAAACACUUAAAAUGGAUAAUAAAGAAAAUUGUUCACAUUCUGCAAUACCAAUUCCUGAUUCACAGUUUAGGCUUAAUAGGAAAUACAAAGACACCCUGAUCCUACAUGGCAAAGCAUCAGAAGAACCAGAUGAAUUCUCAUUUCAGGAAUUUCCUUCAGAUGUUUUGUCUGGUCCUGAAAAGAUUAAGAGAUUGAUUGAGAUCUUAAGAGCAGAUGUGGUUCAAGGACUUGGAGUGAAGCUGCUAGAGAAGGUAUAUGAUGUCAUGGAGGAAGAUGAUGAACAGAAGAGAGAGCUUUAUUUGCGGGAAGUCAUGGGAGAAAAGUACACAUUUUACAGCAUGAAGGCUCGUCAUUUAAAGUUCUUGGAAGAAAAUGUGAAACUUUGACAGUUAACCUCUAUUGAACUACUCCUCCUUGAAGGAAAGAACAAAACUUUAUUCAGUUCAUUGCAGCUGAAUGGAUUUUUAUUUUCCUACUCACAAUGAUUUUGGGGGUAUUUUACAGUACCAAUUUUUAUUGUUUGUACAACUUCUUUAGUUUAUAAAUAGCAACACGUUUAUUAAGUUAA